AUGGCCCCAAUCAAGAGCAUAGAAUACUUCCGUGUCAAGCCACGCUGGCUGAUGGUGAAGAUUAUCGAUGAGAAGGGGCAAUAUGGCUGGGGUGAAGGUACCCUCGAGAGCCACGAUCUCGCUGUUGAAGGGGCGCUCGACGAGAUGAUUGUCCGACUUAUUGGGUAUGAGGCAAAUGAAAUCGAGCACAUAUGGCAAACCUUCUGGAGGCAUGGUUUCUACCGUGGUGGUCCGGUGUUCAUGUCCGCGCUCUCUGGAAUUGAUAUCGCGUUAUGGGAUCUCAAAGGCCGAACUCUGGGCUUCCCCAUCUAUGAAUUACUCGGUGGAAAAGUCAGAAACAAAGUGCAGGUCUACGCCUGGAUCGGCGGCGACAGACCCGCAGACGUCGCAACGGCUGCCAAAGCACGCAUAGCCCAAGGCCUCAAAUGCGUCAAAAUGAAUGCCACUGAAGACACCAACUGGGUGGACUCUCCUUCAAUCCUCGACGCGACAGUCGAGCGCCUGAAGAUUGUCAAGUCGAUGGGGCUGGACGCUGGACUCGACUUCCAUGGCCGCUUGCACAAGCCGAUGGCUAAACAACUCGCCAAAGCGUUGGAGCCCCAUCGUCCACUGUUUAUUGAAGAGCCGUUGCUUUGUGAACAUCCAGAGGCUAUCAAGCAGUUGAGCGACAGCACAACGAUUCCGAUUGCAUUUGGUGAGAGGCUCUAUACGCGCUGGGAUAUCAAGCGCUUCCUUGAAGACGCCAGCGUCGACGUCCUGCAGCCCGACAUCGCGCACGCGGGCGGAAUUUCCGAAACGAGGAAAAUCGCCAUCAUGGCCGAAGCGUACGAUGUUGCCAUUGCGCCGCACUGUCCUCUCGGCCCAGUGGCAUUUGCUGCGUCGCUCCAGGUUGCGUUGGCGACUCCAAAUUUCGCCAUCUUGGAGAUGAGUCUAGGGAUGCAUUAUAAUACCGAAGCAGGGGAUGAUAUUGAUUUACUUACAUACAUGAAGGAUCAGAGCGUAUUUGAUAUCACGGAUGGGUAUGUGAAGGCGCCGACGGGCGUGGGGCUAGGUAUUGAGAUUGAUGAGGAGAUGGUGAGGAGAAUUAGUAAGGAUACGAAGCCGUGGCAGUGCAAGGAGUUUUUUGGGCCGGAUGGAAGUAUUAGGGAGUGGUAA
Molecule: messenger RNA, 1155 nt
Organism: Coniosporium apollinis CBS 100218
Lineage: Eukaryota; Fungi; Ascomycota; Dothideomycetes
Product: galactonate dehydratase
Exons: 4
Coding region: 1-1155 (384 amino acids)
Biological process (GO): amino acid catabolic process; D-galactonate catabolic process
Molecular function (GO): galactonate dehydratase activity
Source: RefSeq, a predicted model, not a curated record